Molecule: messenger RNA, 2392 nt
Organism: Xylaria bambusicola
Lineage: Eukaryota; Fungi; Ascomycota; Sordariomycetes; Xylariales; Xylariaceae
Product: DNA glycosylase
Exons: 1
Coding region: 443-2095 (550 amino acids)
Biological process (GO): base-excision repair
Cellular component (GO): nucleus
Molecular function (GO): catalytic activity; DNA binding
Source: RefSeq, a predicted model, not a curated record
CAAUUCACCUAGAAUCUUAAAAGUUGAUUACGAUUUUUGGUCUAAUAGCGAGCCUACCCCAGUUCAUCAGCUAAAUUGAUAUUGACCUUUACAACUAAAUACAUGGUUGCCACAUUGAAACCUCUAAAUCCGAUUUAGUUUGGGGUAAUCCAUCCCUCUAUCUGCGUUUUAUACGCAACUAUAACCCUCAAUUCACUGUGUCGCUUGUCUUCCACUAGGCAACCACACUGGAUAACAAACAACCACAUGUUCUGAUUGAGUACCCACCAUCCUAAAUGAUCCAACUUCGCCUCAGCCUCAUAUUCUACCACAGAUCACGAUAUGGUCCAUUUAUUUAUUCGCUUCCGCGGAGGGAACUUCACUGUCAGAAGUUCCUGCGAAACCUUACAUGUCUACCCUUUUUCAACGGCCUUAGCACUGCAAAUGCACCCCAAGCUUUGUCAUGGACUUGCCUGGGUGCGCAAACCGGUCGCCAACUGCGUGGUCCCUGGAUAGUGGACUCUCUAACGGGCUGAUGCAUGGUUUUGACGUCAAUAAUGAUGGUGACGAAGAGUACCUGGCUGAAGUGGUUACGAGUAGAAUAGGCAGCACAGAAGAUAUCCAAAGCUUCGUUCAUCUCAGUUUGCUUCGAAGUAUGGAAGCAUGGGAUCAAGCAAUCUGUUGCGCCUGUGCAAUGAGAGAUCAGGAGUAUUGCCACAAUAGCUUGGAUGGACAAGAUGUGCUUGCUUUUCUGUCGAAGUUAUGUGCUGUUAAUGGGUCAUACCAUGCCAACAUCGCGCUGUGUCCUCCGCAGAGAUCUAAACGUUUGCGCACCAGGAGGGCAUCGGAACGGAAGAAGCAGAGGAAGGCUAAAAGGAAGAGGGAUUCUCCCUAUUGGAAUGAGAUGCACGUAUCACCAGUUCAACAAGAUGGAUGCUCUAUUGAAGAUAUACAGAGCGAUAUUACGGCAAAGCAGCUGUCGAGAAAGCGUAGAAAACUAUUGGGAGAAGUCAUUCAACCCACUGCGCUGAUAUCGGAAGAAUAUGGUACAUCAACAAGAGCAUGCAAAAGUAGUACGCACAAGACAGAGGACGACAGCGACAAUGAUGGAACAAGAGAGGCCCUUUCUGAGCUUAAUGCGUCACCUACGAAGGUUCCGAAUGCAACAGACGCCACCUUUGAAUCCACAUCAGACGGAGAGCAGAACACAGAGAAGGCCCAAAACCUAGAGGAAGAGUCGGAAGAUCCAAAGAAGCCACCGAAAGCGCGACAAGAUCAAACACCAACGCGCAAAGUGGCGAAGUCACCAUACUUCGAAGGCCCAAAACCAGCAGCAACGCCCACAGAUUCUCUAUCAUCCAAAAGCCCUAGGAAAAGACCACCACGCGGCAUCGUCUCAUGUCUUCCUUUCCCGCGUUUGGAUGCCCCACGCUUCGGCCUCAUACAAGAAGAACUCGCCACAGACCCCUUCCGCCUCCUGGUCGCCGUGACAUUCCUCGUCCGCACGUCCGGCAAAGCCGCCAUACCUGUAUUUCGAGAACUCAUGGAAGAAUACCCCACGCCCUCGGCACUCGCAAGUGCCUCCGCAGCCGACAUCGAGGCCAAGAUUAAGCAUCUGGGCCUAGGACAUGUCCGGGCCGCGACGAUCCAGCGAUUCGCGCGUCUCUGGAUGGAGAAUCCGCCGCGGAAGGGCGUGCGAUAUGCUGUGAAGAAUUAUCAGGGCCAAUCUGCGGAUUAUCUCAAGGAAGAAGGUGAUGGUGACAACUAUUGUGUUGAGGACGGGAAGGAGAUGCAGUGGGAGAUAGGACAUAUGACCCAGGGUCCGUAUGCUCUUGAUAGCUGGCGCAUCUUCUGCCGGGACGUGCUGCGUGGCGAAGCAGAGGAUUGGAAUGGCGGAGGACGCGAGGGCGAGUUCCAGCCGGAGUGGAUGCGUGUCUUGCCUAAGGAUAAGGAACUCCGCGCUUGUCUGCGGUGGAUGUGGAUGCGGGAGGGCUUCCAGUGGGAUCCUGAUACUGGCGACAAGGUUGUGUUGUCGGAUGAGCUGCGGAGGGCCGUUCAGGAGGGGAGGGUCGAGUAUGAGUACGACACGGGCGACUUGAAGAUCUUGGAUGAAUGAGAGGUUUUCUUUGUGUUGUAGGGCUGAUCUACUGAGUAUGACCCCCUUGACGAUCCGCUCUCAGAUUUGAAUACACAAUUUAAUGAAAUAUUCCGUUUAGGUAGAUAUUGCUCGGGCUUGUAGUCGGCUAUUUGGUGAAAAUGAGGUUCGGAAUAUUCUUCGUGAUACAAUAUAAUACCGAGGAGUGUUCGAAUCGUUACCUAAAACAAGACAACGGGAAUCAAAUAUGCCGGAAAUUUCAUCUCAUCCUGUGUUAGGGGCCACUCUCGUGUAUAGCAUAUCUACGAAUAGCAGCAA